Molecule: messenger RNA, 4340 nt
Organism: Aspergillus steynii IBT 23096
Lineage: Eukaryota; Fungi; Ascomycota; Eurotiomycetes; Eurotiales; Aspergillaceae
Product: serine/threonine-protein kinase
Exons: 11
Coding region: 254-4273 (1339 amino acids)
Biological process (GO): protein phosphorylation
Cellular component (GO): cytoplasm
Molecular function (GO): ATP binding; protein serine/threonine kinase activity
Source: RefSeq, a predicted model, not a curated record
AUCCUAUCGGCGACAAUCCUCGGAUGAGAAGUGACGCGUUGGUCGAACGCGGCUCUAUGGGUGUGAGAGCCCGAAUUCCUUCCGUAUGGCUCUUCUGGCUCGGCUGACAUGAAUGAUUUCGACCGGUCCCCUGGCUCCUGCCUGUCCAUACCUGCCGUCGCUUACCUGAAACCCUGCAUUCCGAGACAAAUCGGUUAAGUCGAAGCGAUCCGAAGACAACUGAGGGGGAAGUUGAUUCACCACCUGCCCGACGAUGGUCUCUCGAUCCAACGAGGGGAACGAGGGGCCUCCUCCAUUCUCUAAAGCAACGAACACCCCCGCCAAAACACGGAUUGCGAGACUCGGCUCCAGCCCAUCAAAACGAGAAGAUAAAGCAAAGGAUGACCGGGUGAUUAAGUCAUCAGCCAAGGAUGUUGCGGAACUUAAGGAUUAUCAAUUGGGGGACUGCCUGGGGAAGGGCGCGUUCGGGUCGGUUUACCGGGCCCUGAACUGGAACACCGGGGAGACUGUCGCUGUGAAGCAGAUCAAGCUCGUGGACCUUCCGAAGAGCGAGCUGCGUGUUAUUAUGCUGGAAAUUGAUCUGCUGAAGAAUUUGGAUCAUCCUAACAUUGUCAAGUACCAAGGAUUCGUGAAGUCAGUUGAAACUUUGAAUAUAAUCCUCGAAUAUUGCGAGAAUGGCUCCCUUCACUCAAUCGCAAAGAAUUUCGGUCGUUUCCCGGAGAACCUUGUCGGCCUAUACAUGUCGCAGGUGCUCCAUGGCCUCUUGUAUCUUCACGAGCAAGGUGUGAUCCAUAGGGACAUCAAAGGGGCCAAUAUCCUCACGACAAAACAAGGCCUAGUCAAGCUGGCCGACUUUGGAGUGGCCAGCCGUACCACUGGUCUCAGCGAAUCUAGUGUUGUCGGCACACCGUACUGGAUGGCUCCUGAGGUCAUUGAACUUUCGGGUGCAACGACAGCCUCUGAUAUAUGGAGUCUUGGCUGCACCGUGAUUGAGCUGCUUGAGGGGAGGCCUCCUUAUUACAAUCUUCAACCGAUGCCUGCUCUUUUUCGCAUUGUCAACGAUGAUCACCCCCCGCUCCCGCAAGGUGCUUCGCCGGCCGUCAAGGACUUUUUGAUGCAGUGCUUCCAGAAGGACCCUAACCUCCGUGUCUCGGCAAGGAAACUGCUCAAGCACCCAUGGAUAGUCAACGCACGUCGAUCAGAUUCCGUGGUUCCCAAAAAAUCGACAGAAUACGAGGAAGCCGUGAAAAGUGUUCAAGAGUGGAAUGAAGCCCUGCGGUCACCGAGUGCAGGAACCCUCCGGAAGACAUUUAAAAAUGACAGUCAAUACCCCGGGGCCCUACCUUCGUCUCGCAAUACGCCGACAAAGGACUCACUACCGUCUCCAAUCGCGACUCAUGUGGCAGAUCGAUUUCGGUCUCCGAUCUCUCCGGAAGAGGAUAACUGGGACGAUGACUUCGCCACGCCCAUUUCUCCCAGCGCUUUGCAAUUGCCUCACCUGCGGCCACAGGACAACUUUGGAGGGAUGCUGUCCUCUGAGAAGCUCAAAGCUUUUGCAUCUCUUGAUGGGACAGUAUUGAGGUCAGAGGACAGCUUUGAUGAAUUUGAGGACUCUUUCCAGGACUCAUUCAAUUCCGGAGAAUUAGAUCCCCUAGAGACUAUCCGCCCUUCGCCGCCGAAGCGAGCCACUGAAGGCGGGCAACCACAGAAUCCCUCGCGGUACAAUCUCCCCAACGGCUCAUUCGCGCCGAUGCAGAACGUGCCGAUUCUAACACAGAAUCCGGUGCCACCCAUGAGGCAGCCACGCCCAGCAUCGUUUUACAAGGAAAACUCAGUCGAAGAUUAUUCGGAUCUAAUCAAGGCCAACGAGGACGUUUUGGACCGCAAGCUGGGUGCUUUUCAGGAGGUGGAUGAAGACGCCGCGAUGUUAGAAGAUUUGGCCUCGAAAGAUUUAGUUCGAUAUCAAACUCCGUCCGAGGACAGACGAGAUCAGCAGCCUCAACUUAGAAAACAGAUUUCUGUCAAGCGCCACCGAUCAGCAAUCGAGAUCCAGCGCUUCACAGAGAAUGAGACCGAUGAGGAUUUCUCUGACAUCCUAGGCACAGAUGCAGUUACUUUGGAUAAGUCCGAAAGGAAUCGAGCCCCAGACCCAAGCACGUUGAUGCUGAACUCCAAGCUCUCGAACAAUUCUUGGCUCGGGGACCAGGAUGACGAGGAUGAUCCCUUUGCCCAGUUGGAGGAAGGGCUAGAUGAAAUGGAUCUGGAGGCUAACAUCGCCCGUGACAAGCACGCUCGACUCCGCAAUCAAGUCGAGGGACUUGUGAGCUCUCUCAAAACUUCGCAGGACGAAGACGUUCUCGGGGAAAUUUCAGAGCAGCUGUUGACGGUUUUCUGCGAUCUCCCAGAAACGAAAAACAUCAUCAUAAGUGCCCAUGGGAUGCUGCCGAUUCUGGAAAUUCUGGACAUGUGCCGUCGACGAGACAUUAUCCUAUGCCUGCUGAGAAUUGUAAAUGCGAUCAUUUUCAACGACUACGAAAUUCAGGAGAACCUCUGCUUUGUGGGAGGUAUACCUAUCAUCAACGAAUUCGCGUCGAAGAAAUAUCCCCGAGAGAUCCGACUCGAGGCCGCGGCAUUCGUACAGCAGAUGUAUCAGACCUCUACACUUACCCUGCAGAUGUUUGUCAGUGCAGGAGGAUUGAACGUGCUGGUGGAGUUCUUGGAGGAUGAUUACGAGGAUGAGCGAGAUCUUGUCCUGAUCGGAGUGAACGGCAUCUGGAGUGUUUUCGAGCUUCAGGGCUCAACACCAAAGAAUGACUUUUGCCGAAUCCUUUCUCGAAACUCUGUUCUGGACCCUCUGUCCCUCGUUCUCAGUCGGGUUUUGGACGAAGAAGGGGCCUUAGCCGAGGUUGUCGAAGGCCGUAUAGCAAAUAUCUUCUUCAUCUUCUCCCAAGCAGAAAACCACGUCAAGGAGAUGGUUGCCGAGCGGACGGUCCUGCACAGGGUGUUGAAAGAAUUGAAGCGCAUGACGCCCGCACACCAGAUCACCAUGUUGAAAUUCAUCAAAAACCUAUCUAUGCUGUCCACGACGCUCGACUCGCUUCAGAAUUCGAAUGCGAUUGAUGUGUUAACGGAUUUAUUAAGAUCUACCAUUAAACGCCCGCAUUUCCGAGAAGUGUCCAACCAGAUCCUGAAUACGAUUUACAACAUGUGCCGCUUGAACAAGUCUCGACAAGAAGACGCAGCUUUGAAUGGCAUUGUGCCGCUCCUCCAGAAAAUCGUGAAGACCGAGCGGCCACUGAAGGAGUUUGCAUUGCCCAUUCUUUGCGACAUGGCGCAUUCCGGGAAAGUUGGUCGGCGGGAGUUGUGGCGCAACAAGGGUCUUGCGUUUUACAUAUCGUUGCUCUCCGACCCUUAUUGGCAGGUCACAGCAUUGGAUGCCAUCUUCACUUGGCUGCAGGAAGAGACGGCCAAGGUUGAGGAGCAUCUGCUAGAGAAUCGCUAUGACAAGCUAUCUUUCACGGAUUCGAUUAUCCGGUGUCUGACCUUGUCAAAGGCCAACGCAUUUGAGAAUCUCCUGGAGCCUUUGCAAAAGCUUCUGAGAUUGAGUCCUCCGAUUGCCUCGACUCUCGCUCGGCCAGAUCUGUUCACGCGGAUUGACCAAAAAUUGCAUCACAACAAAGCUGCCGUGAGACUGAAUCUACUCCGCAUUAUAUCCAGCAUCUGUGAUUCAAGUGAGGAGCAAGGCGGACUUCUCGCCAAAUACGGCCUUUUGGAUGCAAUUGGAGAGCUCGAGCACGACCCUGCCAUCCUCGUGAGGGACCUGGCCGGGAAGCUUAUAAAAUCCAACGAAAAGAGCGAGGCUUACGGACUCGGUAAACGCAGGCAAGGUGUGAGACGGAUGAGCACCUCCACCACGCCGCCGGGGUUGCUCACCAGCCAGUCCAGUCCGACCACGCCCCAGUUCAACCGGUCUAGUCAAUCUAAGGCAUACUACGAGGGCAGAGAAAGCCAAAGGCAUCCACGAAACCCUCUCAGCGGAUCGGCACUGGCACUCCGGCCGGGGAGUAGGGACGGCGCCAACUCUGGUCUCGCAGCGGGAUUGAAUGGGAGUUCUGGCGCGUCAAGACAUCGGAUGUCGCGAGGAAUCUCUGACAACCGGUUGUCCCAUGUCGAACUGCUACCCGAUGAGAACCCUCGGCCAUCCAAUUCGAUGUCGCGCCGACCAUCAAUCAUCCCCCGACGACGACGUACGGCACCGGCAGAUGCAGACUAGGCGCCAUACAUACGCGGUCGUCUUUGCUGCAUCGUUUCCCUCCGGUUUUUUUUUUGUUUCUGUCCCU